Strongylocentrotus purpuratus (purple sea urchin) is the source of this 2036-nucleotide messenger RNA. RefSeq names its product dnaJ homolog subfamily C member 27 (gene dnajc27). The transcript is spliced from 7 exons. Gene Ontology annotation, molecular function: GTPase activity; GTP binding. NCBI's taxonomy places the organism in Eukaryota, Metazoa, Echinodermata, Echinoidea, Camarodonta, Strongylocentrotidae. The record is from RefSeq and is a predicted model, not a curated record. The coding region runs from base 207 to 1010 and encodes 267 amino acids.
AAAAAGGUAAACAAGGCAUCGACGUGACUCGACCGCAAACGUGAUGACCCGAGUUGACCUCAAAUGUCGAUUAGCAACGGAACGCUAACUGGCUGACUACACACAUCGCCAGCCCGUGUCUUAAUGGAAAAAAGCGAAUCAAAACGUAUAUUUUUCUUGGUCUUUAUUUGCAGUAUAAAUAGAGAAACAUAGUUUCAUUCGCAGACAUGGAAAAGAAGGGUUCUAAACGUGCCAUUAGAGUGAAAAUCAUCAGCAUGGGAAACGCAGAGACAGGAAAGAGUUGCAUCAUCAAGAGAUACUGUGAGAAAAGAUUUGUGAGCAAGUACAUGGCAACAAUUGGAAUUGAUUAUGGUGUAACAAAAGUGACAGUGAAAGAAAGAGAUCUGAAAGUUAACAUCUUUGACAUGGCUGGACAUCCUAUAUUUUAUGAAGUUAGAAAUGAGUUUUACAAGGACACACAGGGUGCUAUCCUGGCCUACGAUGUUGGAUCCAGGUCCAGUUUUGAGGCUCUGGAUUCCUGGCUGGCAGAGAUGAAGAGAGAGAUGGCCGACUCGACCGAGAUGGAAAGGGUUGUCUUCUGUGUCUGUGCAAACAAGAUUGAUAGAGGCAUGCAGCGUGUGGUCGAUGAGACAGAAGGGAGACUCUGGGCCGACAGCAAAGGCUUUCGUUACUUUGAGACCUCGGCGCUUACAGGGGAUGGAGUCACGGACAUGUUUACAGCCCUUUACCAAGGUCUUCUGACAGCAUUUGAAAAUGGAGGCCGGGCAGAGCGCAUCGCCACCACCCUUGGCUAUACCAAGGAACAGGUCGAGGCAAUACAGAGGUUGAAGACGAGCAAAAAUAAUUACGAGAGGCUAGGGCUGCCACACAAUGCUUCAAAGGAUGAGAUCAACAAAGCGUACCGGAAGUUGGCUGUUCUCUUGCACCCUGACAAGAACGUAGCACCUGGGAGUGAGGAAGCUUUCAAGAUCCUUGUCGCUUCUCGCACAGAUCUCCUCAAGCACAGAUAGUCUACGCUUUCCCACUAGACUCACAUUAUCUCGCCAGAUUUUUAUGAGCAUGAUGUAACCUUGUUGAUUUUAUCUUGAAGCAAGUAAUACCUGGAAAAUGAAACUGUGACUUGGGAAACUGCAUUUGAAAGCUUUCGAGAUCCUGGUUGCUGCUAUACACAGAUCUCCUGAUGCACAGAUAGUGUACGCUUUUCCAUUAGACUCGCAUUAUCGCGCUGGUCGCUGGUCGGACAGAUCUCCUGAAGCACAGAUAGUGUACGCUUUCCCAUUAGACUCGCUAAAGUGAUUCUAACCAGAAAUGGAGCAAGUAACUUGAGUUACACCGUCCUGAUAUGUUUAGAUUGGAGCUCUUAAACAGCUCCUGCAAUUACAGGUCUUCCUGAAAACAUAUAGUCCGCGCUUUUAUACAAGACUGUGACAUUGUCUUUUGUCAGGUAACUUGGGGAAUUUCCGUCCUGAAAUGUUCAGAUUUACUGGGCCCGAACAGCUAUUGAACAGCUCCUGAUUCAUAUACGGUAGUUAGUGCUUUCCUACAAUACUGUGACAUUGUCUUUGAUGGUUAUUAUGAACUUUGUGUAAGCUUGUGGAUUAUUUGGAACUGAUUUUUAACCAGAAAUGAAGCAAGUAACUUGAGAAACCCCAUCCUGAAAUGUUCAGAUUGGCUGGGCCAGAACAGCUCUUGAAGAGUUCUUGCAAUUACAGUUCUUCCUGGAAACGUAUAGUCUGUGGUUUCCUACAAGACUGUGAUAUUGUCUUUCAUGAGUAUGAUGAACACUGUGUAAGCUUCUGGAUUGUCUGGAAGUUAGUUUAACUGCAAAACAAGCAAGUAGCUGGGUAAUUUUCAGGGUUCCUAAGCCAGAACAAACGGAUGGUAACCCUGUCCUGUAAAGACUGUCACAUAAAGUUUUAUGUAGAUAGUGCAUAUUGAGAUUCAAAGGGGCGGAUCAAGCCGGCGGCAGGGGAGGGGGCCCAAUUUAUGAGAAAAUAUUUAGCGGGGAAAUAGCAGGCCGAUAAUUAUCUAUGUGG